GCGCCAGAACGGCUGUCUCACUCCCGGAAGUGGAGCGUCUGCAGAGCGCCGCUGGGUCUGGGUGCCCGGAGGCAGGAGCGCUCGCGGAGGUCGCCCGCCAGUCUCGACCGCCAUGUCGGCCUUCGACACUAACCCCUUCGCGGACCCAGUGGAUGUAAACCCCUUCCAGGACCCCUCUGUGACCCAGCUGACCAGUGCCCCGCAGGGUGGCCUGGCUGAGUUCAACCCCUUCUCAGAGACAAAUGCAGCGACAACGGUUCCGGUUCCUGUCACGCAACUCCCUGGGCCCUCACAGCCGGCGGUUCUCCAGCCAUCAGUGGAACCAACACAGCCAACCCCGCAGGCCGUGGCAUCUGCAGCCCAGGCAGGCCUGCUUCGGCAGCAGGAAGAACUGGACAGGAAAACUGCCGAGCUUGAACGCAAGGAGCGGGAGCUGCAGAACACUGUGGCCAACUUGCAUGUGAGAGAGAACAACUGGCCACCGCUGCCCUCAUGGUGCCCUGUCAAGCCCUGCUUCUACCAGGAUUUCUCCACAGAGAUCCCUGCCGACUACCAGCGGAUAUGCAAGAUGCUCUACUAUCUCUGGAUGUUGCAUUCCGUGACUCUGUUUCUGAACCUGCUUGCCUGCAUGGCCUGGUUCUCAGGCAACAGCUCCAGGGGAGUGGACUUUGGCCUCUCGAUCCUAUGGUUUGUGAUCUUCACUCCCUGUGCCUUCCUUUGUUGGUACCGACCCAUCUAUAAGGCCUUUAGGUCCGACAACUCUUUCAGCUUCUUCGUGUUCUUCUUUGUAUUUUUUUGUCAAAUAGGGGUCUAUGUCAUCCAGUUGGUUGGCAUCCCUGGCCUGGGGGACAGUGGUUGGAUUGCAGCCCUGUCCACACUGAAGGAAGAGUCCUUGGCCGUGUCAAUCAUCAUGAUGGUGGUGGCCGGCUUCUUUACCCUCUGUGCCGUGCUCUCACUCUUCCUCCUGAAGCGGGUGCACUCCCUAUACCGCCGGACGGGGGCCAGCUUCCAGCAGGCCCAGGAGGAGUUUUCCCAGGGCAUCUUCAACAACAGAACCUUCCGCAGCGCGGCCUCAUCUGCGGCCCGAGGAGCCUUCCAGGGGAAUUAAUCCUCCUCACUCUCUUGCCUCUACCUUCGCCUAUUCUCUCACCUGCCUUCUGAGCUGCACUUUCCGUGGGUGCCUUACGCAGUGGUUUUGCCCAGCACAGACCUGGUGAAGGUCCUGCUGUGGCUCUUCCUCCUUCCUCAGCAACCAGCUCUCCCUGGAAGGGAAGGGAGGGACCGGGACUUUUUUUACACAGGAGAAAAAAAGACCAAAAUUGUCUUUCCUUCUCUAGUG
Propithecus coquereli (Coquerel's sifaka) is the source of this 1339-nucleotide messenger RNA. RefSeq names its product secretory carrier membrane protein 2 (gene SCAMP2). The record is from RefSeq and is a predicted model, not a curated record. Gene Ontology annotation, biological process: protein transport. Lineage: Eukaryota; Metazoa; Chordata; Mammalia; Primates; Indriidae. The transcript has 9 exons. Gene Ontology annotation, cellular component: trans-Golgi network membrane; recycling endosome membrane. Bases 113 to 1108 code for a protein of 331 amino acids.